Messenger RNA from Puccinia graminis f. sp. tritici CRL 75-36-700-3, 348 nucleotides. RefSeq lists its product as uncharacterized. The coding region runs from base 1 to 348 and encodes 115 amino acids. NCBI's taxonomy places the organism in Eukaryota, Fungi, Basidiomycota, Pucciniomycetes, Pucciniales, Pucciniaceae. The record is from RefSeq and is a predicted model, not a curated record. The transcript is spliced from 3 exons.
AUGAUCCUGCUGCCGGAAAACAUUUCCGGUUACAAUGAGAAACAAAGAGUUGCGGUUGGAAUUGCAAGGAUUAAAUUCCAGGCGCUUCACGAGGAACCUAAAUUCCAAAUGUUGAGAAAUACAAAUAUCAUGUCACUUGUGCCAUUAUGUGAGGAACGAAUCAUCUGCAAUAAAGGAGUUGAUCUAGAAUUAAACGACUCCCAGAAAUUGGAGUUCCGACUCCCAAAUUUCUGGGACGUCGCAAGGACCGUCUGCGGACGGUCUUCAGGACGUCCAACCCCGAAAUUGGGAGUCGGAACUCCAAAACCUUCAAAAGGUUUGGGAGUCGUUCCCCCCCAAAAAAAAUGA